Myotis davidii is the source of this 1440-nucleotide messenger RNA. RefSeq names its product arginase 1 (gene ARG1). The transcript is spliced from 9 exons. Bases 144 to 1112 code for a protein of 322 amino acids. Gene Ontology annotation, cellular component: cytoplasm; cytosol; nucleus. Gene Ontology annotation, molecular function: arginase activity; manganese ion binding. Lineage: Eukaryota; Metazoa; Chordata; Mammalia; Chiroptera; Vespertilionidae. The record is from RefSeq and is a predicted model, not a curated record.
UGUAGGGCUUGAAGGGAUGUGAGGAGAUCAUCUUGUCAGUCUCAGCCCUUCUCUGACACGGAAGGACUCAAAGCCCUGGAGGAAGGUUGCAGACCGUGUGACUGGCUGGAGACCGCGGGUGCAGUGACCAGGAACAUCAGAGCAUGAGUUCUAAGUCAAAAUCCAUAGGGGUCAUCGGAGCUCCUUUCUCAAAGGGACAGCCGCGAGGAGGAGUGGAAGAAGGCCCCAAAGUGCUGAGAAAGGCUGGCCUGCUUGAGAAGCUUAAAGAACAAGAGUGUGAUGUGAAAGAUUAUGGGGACCUGCCCUUUGCUGAUGUCCCUAAUGACAGUCCAUUUCAAAUUGUGAAGAAUCCAAGGUCUGUGGGAAAAGCGAAUGAGCAGCUGGCUGGCGUGGUGGCAGAAGCCAAGAAAAACGGAAGGGUCAGCGUGGUGCUGGGUGGCGACCACAGUUUAGCGAUUGGGAGCAUCUCUGGCCAUGCCAGGGUCCACCCGGAUCUCUGUGUCAUUUGGGUGGACGCUCACACUGAUAUCAACACUCCACAGACAACCUCAAGUGGGAACUUGCAUGGACAGCCUGUGUCUUUCCUCCUGAAGGAACUAAAGGGGAAGAUCCCUGAUGUACCAGGAUUCUCCUGGGUGACACCCUGCAUAACUGCCAAAGAUAUUGUGUAUAUUGGCCUGAGAGAUGUGGACCCUGGGGAACACUACCUUUUGAAAACUCUCGGUAUUAAAUACUUUUCAAUGACUGAAGUGGACAAGCUGGGAAUUGGCAAGGUGAUGGAAGAAACAUUCAGUUAUCUACUAGGAAGAAAGAAAAGGCCAAUUCAUCUGAGCUAUGAUGUUGAUGGAUUGGACCCAUCUGUCACACCAGCUACUGGCACACCAGUCAUCGGGGGUCUGACUUACAGAGAAGGUCUCUACAUUACAGAAGAAAUUUUCAAAACAGGACUACUGUCAGGAUUAGACAUAAUGGAAGUGAAUCCAUCUCUGGGGAAGACACCAGAGGAAGUAACUCGAACAGUCAACACAGCAGUAGCAAUAACCUUGUCUUGUUUUGGAGUUGCUCGAGAGGGUAACCAUAAGCCUAUUGACUACCUUAACCCACCUAAGUAAAUGUGGAAACAUUAUGUGAAAAUCUCACAGCUUAUAACUUAGCAAAUCUAAUAAUUUACUUAAGCUAACGGCUAUCCUCUUAUAGAUUUUGUGUUUACCUGAGGAAAUAUUAGUACAAUUAGUAUAAACUGCAUCAAUUCCCUCUGGCUGUGAAAGAUUUGGAAAUUCAAGUUUUUGUAAAUUUAAAAAGCUUAUAUUUCCCAUUUUGGCAAAAGACUUAUCCUUAGAAAUGGAAGUACAUAUUAAUUUCCAAAUAGAAAUUUGCUGGCAUUAAAAAUAAACACACUCCCAGAAGAUAGUGGCAAGAAAUAUUCUAAGUGAUGGAAAG